GCCGUGUCGUCUCGCUUGCGCGCUCCUGAACACAUACUCUCUUAUUCAUCCACCACCCGCCGCGUUUCGUUUCGCUACGCUCCCCCGCUACGACGAGGCCGGGACCACUCACCACCUGCAUGGGCACCUCCGGGCGGAGAGCAUGAAAAGAAAGAUGGCGGACCUCGACGUGUUGAUGGACGAGACGUUGACCCUGUGCAAAACGCCCCCCGUCCCGCGCCGCCAUCCCUACCGCGAGUUCUACCAGUACAGAAAGCCGUCGCUGCCCCAAACCCCCUCGGACACGACCACGCCCGACCUCAGCGGCCCGCCCAUGUUUGAGUUUGGCUCCCAGACAGACCUGGUGCCCAAGCCGCUCUUCAGCCGGAGCAACUCGCUGCCCUCGCGCGCCCAGCGGCCCUCGCGGCCCCCCGAGCCCUUCCAGUUCACCGCCGACAUUGUCAAGAGCCCCUCGCCACUGUUCAGCAGGAGAAACACGCUUCCCUCGCGAGUCCGCCGCGCUGCUGCUGCCGACCGGAAACCCUCGCCACUGUCGCGUAGAGAAGAUGCUCAACCACCAGAGCCGACCCACUUGGCUUCAUCCGUCAUGGCCACCACCCCGAAAAGACCGUCCCCUCUCUCGGGAAAAGGAAGCGUUCGCCGACCUGGACCACCCACCCACGCUGCUCCUUUCCAGCCCGCAUCGCCCAUGGUCCUAUCACCAGUCACUUCGCACGCCAGCUCUGUGACCUCAUCGCCCACCCCAUCUCUCUUCUCAGACUCUGCUAGUUUCUCCGCAUCAGCACCAUCAACGCCUUCAACACCUGCAACAUCACCACCCAGCUCCCCUGCAAACCGUGCACGCUCGCCAAUGUGCUACUUUACGCCAGCCUACUGGACCAUUGCCACGUCACCCUCGCCAGUUUACAUCCCCAGGCAGAAGCUGAGGCGCAAGGAUAGCCCCAAGUACGACACCUUGAGGACGCUUCGAGCAAAAGAGUCGGACGCAUGCCUGGAACGCAUAUACGAUCAACGAACAUCCGCCUACAUGGAUUGGACAGGCUUCACAGCCCUUACAAAUUGAACGCCUAUCACGACACACCAUCUGGUCAGCUCAACUAGACGCUCCGCUAUACUGUUGCCGUCGGGGUCAGCAUCGCACGCCAGACCCCUAGCAUGCCGAGCCCGAAUAUGCAUAUAAUGACUUGCGGCAUACAGUCUGCAGAGCGACCUUUACGAAAACGAAUUAUGACUUACGAUGAUCAAUGACUUGGCAUGAGAGGGACGUACGGCGUUUUGGACAUUCGAUUAUAAUACCCAGGGUUUGAAUAUUUAGCAUGAUGGUUUUGCGCACCUGGUUUGCAUAGUCGCAGGG
Exserohilum turcica Et28A is the source of this 1354-nucleotide messenger RNA. RefSeq lists its product as uncharacterized. The transcript is spliced from 3 exons. The record is from RefSeq and is a predicted model, not a curated record. NCBI's taxonomy places the organism in Eukaryota, Fungi, Ascomycota, Dothideomycetes, Pleosporales, Pleosporaceae. Bases 143 to 1063 code for a protein of 306 amino acids.